GCAGGGGCCCCGGGGCCCGUCCCCCACCCCGCCACGCAGGGAUAUGGCACGAGCGGCCUCGCUUCGUUUCUGCCCCCUUCGGCCAAAGCACGAGAAGGAAAAUGGGGCAACAGCCUCUGUGGAAACGCGCACCCCCAAUCCCUCCACCCUACGGGAGGGACGAUGCAGACAGAGCCAGCUCCGGGGAGAGGGGAGGGACGCUCACAUAUACACUGAAUACCCCGCUCCCUGCGAGACCGCCCAAUCCCCCAGCAGCACCAGCGGAGAGACUGGAAGCCGCACGCCCUGCAAAAUCCGUCUCCUCUCCCCGGAGGUGGUGCAGAGCCGCAGUCGCGCCCCCAGGGAGCCCUUGAAACACUGCCCGGGAGGGAAGCGAAGCGGUCUCAAGAGAGAGUCCGACGUUCUGGGCAGAUCCCGCCGCGAGCACACGAGACUGACUGCACCGAGCACGCACUUUUCUGCAGGCGUUCACAAUUGUCCAUGGGGGAGGAGCAAGAGGGCGGGCCGCAGCUCCCUGGCCAAGCCCACAGACCUCGACCGUGCAGCGCUGCAGCUCAGAGAAGUACACGCCCCAGUGAGAGCAGCCUGACGUCGAACAAUGCCACGCAGCCAGCCCGAGGGGGGGGAGGGCUCUUACUCGUGAGGCUGCACGAAGAACCUGAAUCAGCACAAGGCUGCAAGGGAGAGCUUUAGCAAGUAUGACUUUCGGAGUCAAAUUAGUUGUUUUCUUGCAGGCUUUUGGUCUUCUUACGAUCCACACGCAGGCACAAAUGAAAGAGGAUGCCCCUGCAGAGGACGUUAAAAUAGAAGUCUUACAUGUACCCGAAGAAUGCAAGUCAAAGAGCAAGAAGGGGGAUCUCCUUAAUGCACAUUAUGAUGGCUACUUGGCCGGUGAUGGAUCCAAGUUUUAUUGCAGUCGCACACAAAAUCAAGGCCACCCGAAAUGGUUUGUUUUGGGUGUUGGACAAGUCAUAAAAGGAUUAGAUAUUGCUAUGAUGGGUAUGUGUCCUGGAGAAAAACGGAAAGUGACAAUUCCACCAUCACUGGCAUAUGGAAACCAAGGCUAUGCACAAGGCAAGAUUCCACCUAAUGCAACGCUGAUCUUUGACAUUGAACUGUAUGCAGUGAAUAAAGGACCACGCAGUGUCGAAGCAUUUACUCAAAUAGACAUGGACAGUGACAAGAAACUCUCACGAGAUGAGAUAAGCCAUUAUUUGAAGGAGGAAUUUAAAAGAGAUGGUAAAAAACGUGAUGCAUCAGUUCACGAUUCUAUUUUAACUGAUAUAUUUAAGAAGAAUGACCAUGAUGGAGAUGGCUUUAUAUCUGCAAAGGAAUACAAUGUCUAUCAGCACGAUGAACUAUAGCAAAUUAUUGCUAAAAUCUCCUACCUGCUUUCUGUACCCUGGAUUUAAAGAAUCUCUGAAAUGCAUUUUCAUUUUGUCACAUGAUGUUUUACAAUUUUUUUUUGUAAUGGUAAAUUUUUAUACUUUUUAAGAUGUGUUACAAAUAUUACCAGUUACAUGUCAGUAAUACAAUGCGAUACAUUUUACAAAAGAAAUAAAAUUAUAAAAAGGAAUAGUCUGUCUUGAACGAUCA
Pelodiscus sinensis (Chinese soft-shelled turtle) is the source of this 1596-nucleotide messenger RNA. RefSeq names its product FKBP prolyl isomerase 7 (gene FKBP7). Gene Ontology annotation, molecular function: calcium ion binding; peptidyl-prolyl cis-trans isomerase activity. Lineage: Eukaryota; Metazoa; Chordata; Testudines; Trionychidae. The record is from RefSeq and is a predicted model, not a curated record.